GUCACCUGAAAUUAGUAUAACAAGCACACAAAAAUGACUUAUGACGAGGGUUCAUUUGAGGGGGGUAUUUUCUCUGGCUUUGAUAACUACUCAGAUUUGCUGGAGAGUUCUAACAACAGUAGCAGUGAUACUGAGUACACCUGUCCUGAUGGAGCAGGUCUCCAGCUGUUUCAUACUGUGUUCCAACCCCUGGUCUACAGCCUGGUGUUCUUCCUGGGGCUGACAGGUAACGGACUGAUGUUAACGGUGCUGCUGAAACGCCGUGGCCUCCUGAGGAUCACAGAGAUCUAUCUGUUACACCUGGGCCUGGCUGAUCUGAUGCUGCUAGCCACCUUCCCCUUCGCACUGGCACAGGUGUCCUUGGGCGUGGUGCUCGGAGACGUCCUGUGUAAGCUGAUGAUGGUCGUUGAACCGACUCAACUUCCUUUGUGGAGUCUCCUCCUGGACUGUAUCGGCUUCGACCGUUACCUGGCCAUCGUGCAUGCCAUCACCAGCCUCCAGAGCCGACGCCCCAGGAACGUACACCUCACCUGUCUGGCACUGUGGCUCAUUUGUCUGGCUCUGUCUGUCCCCAAGCUGUUCCUGUCCGUAGGGGAGAGUCCUAUAGACCCGACUCAGCUCUCAUGCUCUCCACAGUCACGUCUCCAUGCAAACAACUGGGAUCUGACGGAGAGGCUCCUGACCCACGUGCUGUGUUUCUUCCUGCCUCUCGGGGUCAUGACCUACUGCUACGCCGCUGUGGCGGUCACCCUGCACCAUAGCCAGAGAGGUCAGCGCAGCCUGGAGAAAGAGGGAGCCAUCAGGCUGGCUGCACUAGUCACUGCUGUGUUCUGCCUGUGCUGGCUACCCUACAACAUCACCAUGCUGGUGAGGACCCUGGUGGAUCGAGGGUUGGACUCUGGUUUGAGCUGCCAGUCCCGGACUAGUUUGGAUAAGGCCUUGGUGGUGACAGAGAGCCUGGGGUACACACACUGCUGCCUCAACCCACUGCUGUACGCCUUCACUGGGGUACGGUUUCGGCAGGAUCUCCUGAGACUGCUGGCCCACUGAGGCUUUGGCAAAGGGGGUGUACUCAGAGGGGAGUAGGGCGUCAGCGUCAUUCUCUAAAGGACUCACCGCCACAACCGCUAAAAUCCUCAUGUUGACCAACAUAUUUUACUGUUACAACUCAGGUAAAAGGUGUCUCAGACGUAGUUUCUUUAAAGGGAUACUGAUGGUUAAAUCUGAUCUUUGAAUUAAUUAUGAGUAAAAUUAUUAUAUUUUCAGCUUACAAAUUGAUUUCACUGUUACAACUAAGAGCUGCUGGGGGGGUUACUGUUAGAGCUUGUGAAUCAUUAAUCAACCUACUGUAUGUCUAACCUCUCUUUAUGGGGUUGUGACAACCCACAAGCACCUGCUUGUGCAAGCCUUGUGUAUAUAUACUGACAUACGGAGUCUUCCAUGAUUGCAUGCAAUAACCCAAUGUGCGACAAACGCUUGUGCGUAUAAACAUCUAUUUGUGUCCCAGAUAACUUAUAAACAUCUAUUUGUGUUCCGGAGAGUUUUCUGUAAGUGUGAAAGUGUAAUAUUGAUCUUUAGUCAAUAGGCCUGGAUUGCCAAUUACUUGACUGUAUGUGAAAUGUAUUGAACAUUUUUUUUAUACAAAUAAAAUAUGAUUGAGUGCUUCGUAAUGUUGUUCACACCAGACAAUCUUUAUCCUCCUACCACUCAUCAGAUCAGUGACUACUUUGUAUAACGUAUAAACUACUGUGUCUAAAGUAUAUACUACUGUGUCUAAAGUAUACACCAUGUAAAAAAUAUAUCCUACCGUGUCAAAAAUAUAAACUAAUGUGUCUAAAAGUAUAAACUACAGUGUCAAGAAGUAUAUAUUACUGUCUAGAAGUAUAAACUACUGUUUCUAGAAGUAUAAKCUACUCUCUCUAAAAGUAUAAAAUACUGUCUCUGGAAGUAUAAACUACUCUGUCUAGAAGUAUAACCUACUGUGUCUAGAAGAAAAACGAAUGUGUCUAGAAGUAUAAACGACUGUGUCUGGAAGUAUAAACUACCCUGUCUAAAAGUAAAUAUUACUGUGUCUAGAAGUAUAAA
Messenger RNA from Salvelinus sp. IW2-2015, 2085 nucleotides. Its product is annotated as C-X-C chemokine receptor type 5. Gene Ontology annotation, molecular function: C-C chemokine binding; C-C chemokine receptor activity. Gene Ontology annotation, biological process: calcium-mediated signaling; G protein-coupled receptor signaling pathway; positive regulation of cytosolic calcium ion concentration. NCBI's taxonomy places the organism in Eukaryota, Metazoa, Chordata, Actinopteri, Salmoniformes, Salmonidae. The record is from RefSeq and is a predicted model, not a curated record. Gene Ontology annotation, cellular component: membrane; external side of plasma membrane.